Molecule: messenger RNA, 789 nt
Organism: Thyridium curvatum
Lineage: Eukaryota; Fungi; Ascomycota; Sordariomycetes; Thyridiales; Thyridiaceae
Exons: 2
Coding region: 1-789 (262 amino acids)
Cellular component (GO): cytoplasm
Molecular function (GO): oxidoreductase activity, acting on the CH-OH group of donors, NAD or NADP as acceptor
Source: RefSeq, a predicted model, not a curated record
AUGCAGGUCGCAAUCAUCACAGGCGGUGGCGCUGGCAUGGGGUUUGCAGUCGCUCAACGUCUAGCCCAAGAGGGCUGGUUCACUGUCAUCGUCGACGUCAACGAAUACCAGGGCCAAAAGACAGUCGAGAAGCUGGGGAACAAUGCAGUUUUCAAGAAGGCCAACGUAACCAUCUAUUCGGAACAGUCCAGUGUCUUUGAGGAGACCUUUAUCGAGUAUGGCCGAGUUGACUUUGUCUUUGCCAAUGCUGGGAUUGCUGGAAAAGCAGACUUCUAUGAUAUCGUCAACUAUUGGCCUCCAGCAGCACCGUCGAUGACUGUGCAAGAUGUCAACCUCACCGGGGUAGUCUACUCAGCGUAUCUAGCGAUGCAUUACAUGCGCCGCAACACAAAACCUGGGGGCGUGCUGGUCAUGACCGCAUCUGCUGCAUCGAUUUACUCAUCACCCGACCUGCCAUUGUAUACGGCUGCUAAACACGGCGUUCUUGGCUUGAUGCGUUCGAUGAGCGAGCGUCUUCGACAGGAUGGCAUUCGGGUCAACUGCAUACUGCCUGGCGCUAUACGCACAACACUCCAUUCGGCCGACACGUGGUCUCAGUUUGGUACCCGGGACUUCACACCAAUCGAAGAGGUUGUCGGUGCAAUCAUGGAUCUUGUACAUGACCCCAAUGCGACGGGCCGGGCAAUGGAAAUCAGUGCUGGAGAGGUGUUUGACCGGAAGCAACCAGAAUAUUGCAACGAUACAAUGGCAAGAAUCAUGAGGGGUAUCUCGUAUGAGGCCUCCGAAUAG